UUCGUUGCAUUCGGUCCAAUCGUUGACAGGAUCGUCCAAUUUUUUUUUUGAGUCAUCAAGUCUAGAUCGGAUAUACAUACACAUACACCAAUCAUGCCUUCAACAAUGAACUACCGAGUCAUCGAGCCUCACCCUUCCGUUUCGCGCCCGGCUCUCCACACAGCUCGCGGCGGCGCAGGCAACAUCAUCAGCUUGAAGAACACCAAGACCACCCCAUCGCAGACAGCCACCGGGCCCGCCUCACUGACACGCCUGGACUCUCGUGCCCCUACUGCCUUCAUCUCCGGCCGGGGCGGCGCAGGAAACGUCCACAGCAGCUCGGAACGGGCCAUCUUUAGCUUCGACGAGGAACUCGAACGGGAUCUCCGCCGCGCCGCACCAGUCUACCACGUCGGCCGCGGCGGCGCCGGCAAUAUGGUCUUCAGCGACAACGAGAGCUCCCUGAGCCGCAAGUUCUCUAUCAGCAGCAAUACCACAUCAAGUAGCGCGGGCUCGACCAGCUCCACUCGCGAGAAGGCCCUGCGCGGCUUAGAAAAGGGCUGGGGCAAGUUGAGGGGAAUGGCAUAGACGUACUGCAAAACUGUGCAUGCGUUCGAGCGCCUUUUUGAUCCAACUUGGGAAGCGUUCCCGCAUUCGACUCACGACCUUAACGACCACUACAAAAAAAAGUUCUUGAUACUC
Molecule: messenger RNA, 681 nt
Organism: Aspergillus alliaceus
Lineage: Eukaryota; Fungi; Ascomycota; Eurotiomycetes; Eurotiales; Aspergillaceae
Product: DUF3602 domain-containing protein
Exons: 1
Coding region: 94-567 (157 amino acids)
Source: RefSeq, a predicted model, not a curated record